AUGACAAGACUCAAGAUCCCCUUAAACUCAACACAGUCGCUGCAAUUGCGCGCUGGGAGAUUGGGAGCGGGAUGGGGGUUCAGAUGGGGUGGUUAUACUCGCAUUAGCAAUCUUGGAAAUAAUGACACAAAACGCAAUUUUUCAGAGACGAAAUGGAUGAAGACGGAUGGGGUGUAUAGGGAGUUGACGGCGACGAGGAUGAGGGGUGCCAUUUUACCUUUAGCAAGCGAUCCUUGGCUUCUAGAUAAUUACAUCACGGCUAGUGGACAUAUAAGGUUUGGAGCGAUUUUUAUGGACCUCGAUGCCCUCGCCGGAGUAAUCUCCUACAAACAUACCGGCGAUAGCGUAAUGACCGUCACCGCAGCUGUAGAUCGAAUAACCCUCUCCCGACCGCUCCUCGAAAUCUGUGAUCUAGAACUCUCAGGCCAAGUUACCUUUGCAACCGGUCGUUCUAGUAUGGAAGUAUCACUACAAGUAUGUAAAGCGGUUCCAUCUGGCCAGGAGAAGAAAAUUGAUGAUGUUUUUAUGGAAUGUGCUUUUACUAUGGUGUCGUUGGAUCCGGCUACGAAAAAAGCAGUUAAGAUUGCCGGGGUGGAACCGGAAAAUGAGGAGGAGAGGAAUUUGUAUGAGUUGGGUAUGAGGAGUUAUGAGAAGAAAAAGAGGGAGAUGGGUAGGGGGUUGAGGAGUAAGGAGCCGGAUGAUGAGGAGAGUGAUUUGAUUCAUAGGUUGUGGUUGAAGAGUUUGGAUUAUCAUGAUCCCAAUACACCCUCCCUCCUCCCCAAAACCUGCACUCGCAUGUCAAACUCCACAAUCCAAUCCGUCCAAAUCAUGCAACCCCAAUACCGCAAUCGCCACAACUUCAUGAUCUUCGGUGGUUUCCUCCUAAAAUCUACUUUCGAAUUGGCUUUUACAUGUGCAUCGGCAAUUUCCCAUUCAAGACCUACUUUUAUCGCAUUAGAUCCUAGUACUUUUGAGAAUCCGGUUCCGGUGGGAAGUGUGCUUUAUGUUAGUGCGACGUUGGCUUAUAGUGAUAGACCGCUUGUUGGGGGGGAAGGAGAGGGGAAGAUGGGAGGAGAAGAAGAAGAAGGGAAUGGAGAGGUGGAUAAGGGGAAGAAAAGUAAAACGAGGGUUCAGAUAAGAGUUGAUACGAAGGUUAAAAAUGUAGAACAUGGGGAGACGAAACCGACGGGUCAGUUUAAUUAUACGUUUGAGGUGGAUGGGAUAUUGCAGGUUUUGCCGGAGAGUUAUAGGGAGUUUAUGGUUUAUCUUGAUGCGAGGAGGAGGAGUAGGGGGAGAGGGGGUGUGGUGAUUGAGGGGGUGAAGGGGAGUGUAGGUGUAGGUGUAGGUGCAGGAAAGGAUAAAGUUGGUGGUGGGGGGGAUGGGGGAUUGAAGGUUCUUUGA
This is a messenger RNA of Sclerotinia sclerotiorum 1980 UF-70, 1401 nucleotides long. RefSeq lists its product as hypothetical. Gene Ontology annotation, biological process: acyl-CoA metabolic process. The transcript has 4 exons. Gene Ontology annotation, cellular component: mitochondrion. Gene Ontology annotation, molecular function: fatty acyl-CoA hydrolase activity. The coding region runs from base 1 to 1401 and encodes 466 amino acids. Lineage: Eukaryota; Fungi; Ascomycota; Leotiomycetes; Helotiales; Sclerotiniaceae. The record is from RefSeq and is a predicted model, not a curated record.